GCUGAGGGAAGGAGGAGUUUCCACCAGAAGUUUGUGUAAAAACCUGCACUUCUCUUUCAUGUAGCCCCCCUCAACAACUAGUAGAGCUGCUCCAACCAAACUUCCAUUAAAUAUUAUGGAAAUUCCUGCCAUAAAUCUAAAGGCCAUAGUGCUGGUACAUUGGCUGCUUACGAUAUGGGGUUGCAUGGCGUGGCUGCCCUACUCUUAUUCAUGGGGGAACUUCAGUGUUUUAGCAAUCGGGGUUUGGGCCAUUGCACAGAGGGACUCGAUUGAUGCCGUGCUCAUGUUCCUGAUGGGGAUGCUUGCCUCGAUAUUGACCGACAUCAUCCAUUUCAGCAUCUAUUACCCGACCAAUGACCUGUCGUUAGACCGGGGGAACAACGUGUUUCGCUUCAGCGCUGGCAUGGCGAUCCUCAGCCUGCUGAUCAAACCCGUGUCCUGCUUCUUCGUCUACCAAAUGUACCGCGAGCGUGGAGGCGAUUACAACGUUAACUUUGGUUUCCCUUCAGUAACUCGAAACAGAGACGCCUACCAGUCCAUCGACCAACAGGAGGAGUCUUCCGCCCCGGCGAACCCCUUCAACCAGCAGCAGGAGGUCAAAACAGCAGCAGCUCGCUCGUACUGAGAGGAGCAGCAACAAUGCAGCAUUUCCCUCUCCGCCCUCUUAUGCAGCAGUGCAGCUCUUCGUUUACACUUCACAUAAGUAUUUAUAUUUUGUACGGGGGGGGGAGGGGGGGGUCUGCAGAAAACAGAAUUUGAUACAUGUAUGAUUGGUGUGUUUGAAUAAAAUGCAGAGUAGUAACCCAAUUAAAUUCUCCCGUCAAAGGUCAGAACAUUUUUUUUGCUGAGCUGGCACAUUGCUGCUGAAUAAAUACAGAGGAACCCCCCCCCCCCACACACUCCCAUGCUGUGUUACUGUUGUGUCUGCCGACUAUUUUUAGUAGAGAGUGAUGAAUGUGUUCAUCAGUUUACUUUCCCCCCAGUGAGUCAGUUUUCUAACCGUGGUACACAUUAAAGGGAUAGUUCUGAUUUUUUUAAAGAGGUCGUAUGAGGUGAUUUUCUACACAUAGUUUAAGAGGAUGAAAUAGUGCAAGCUGUAUGUGGACCGAGUCUGCUUCAAAACAUACUUUUGCUUCCACUCUUCAAAAGAUUUCAGAUUAGUUAAAGUAUGCUACAUUUUCUCACACUAACUUUGUAUCAGUUUGGCAUUUCUAAGCAUGGUGUGCACGAUGUUGCAUCAUAGAGCCUUUUUUUUUUUAACGGGUCAGAAAGUGUGAUAACAAGCUAAGUAAGAAAAAUUGAGAUUCUGCUUUGAAUUUUAAAGACAGUGCAUGCUUGUGUUCUUUAGCGUUGUUAAAACAGAGAGUUGUCCGGUCAUCUUGUAGAUUACAAAGAAAUCUGUUCAGUGAUAAUGGACUCACUGUGCCGUCACUCUCUCCUCUGAAUAUAAACGUCAACACUCCUCAUGCAACACUGAGACAACUCCAUGUCUGUACUUAUCAUUAACUCCUGAUUAAUAUGAAAAUCAAACGAGGAAUGCUUCAGCUAGCAUCCUGCUAAAUAGCACGACUGAACCAAAACUUAUGGAAAGCGAGCGCUUACAAAAAGAAACAACAAACCAAACAACCCCCAGAAGUUUCUCUCUCUCUCUCUCUCUCUCUCUCUCUCUUUCUCUCUCUCUCUCUCUCUCUCUCUCUCUCUCUUCGGGUCAGUCUUAGUUUUUUGUCUCUUCAUUAAAGUGAACAUGAGCAGCUGAUUCGAUACUGUGAGCUGCCUGUGUAGGGAAACAGAGUUGUCAUGUGGUUAAAAACAAAGUCCCAGAUGAGAGAGAUAAAGCUGUAGAAAUAUUAAGUGCAAAAAAUAAGUGUACACGUUUUUAGAAAUAUAGAAUAUUUUGCCGGUUUAUGGAGAGGAAAGCUGAAGAGUGACAAUAGACACUGGGAGGAGAGAGCAGGUGAAGACGUGCAGCAAAAGGCAAAGGUCGGAUUUGAACCCACACCCGCUGCGACGAGGGGCUAUCCAGCGCCCAGAAAAGAAGUGUCUACUUAGUUAUAUUCAUUUUUCUGAAUGGGUUGGCUGAUUUUACCCAAACAUGUCAAGCUAAAUAUCCACAGCAGAACAUGGACUAGCGUCUGUGACACCUCAGCUACAUCCUCACCUUUAAAAAAAAAAAAAAAAAUCUGAACUAUCCCUUUAAGAUUAAUGUCUGGUACUCUUUAUGAUCUGUUUACAAUGAAAUUCACCUUGUUAUGUUGCUCCAGUUAGCUUUAAGACACAGCAGCACUUAAAACACUGGAUGCUUUCUCUCCUACGAGAGCCUGAAAUCACAAAUAAUGACAAUAAACGCCGUGCCUUAGAGAUCUACUUCCUGCUUUUGUACUUUUACAACACGAUGUGAAGUCAAGACCUUCAAGAAAUGAAUACCAAACUGAGGUUAAAAGCAUUUUUCCCCUCAUAACUGAGCAAGAAAAAACCCGCUAGCUUCUGUUCAUUUUUCUAAAAGUUUGUUUAUGCACAUAUUAAGAGUACAAUGACGUCUGUUAUUAUGAAAUAAACCUUAAAAGUGUUCAAAUAUAAAACCUUAAUAUGAUUAUUAUUACACUGAUAUGCUUAAAAACACGUUUCUUUCUCUAUUCAAAACAAUUUAUUUUAAUAUUUAUCAUCAUUUUUCUGUAAGUAGGCGACCUCUAGACUUACUGAAUUUGUUUUUGUGAAGUUAAACUUCCAGAAAGUACAUUUCAGUCCACAUGCUGUGCAGCCUCUUUGUUCCUGCUGUAUAAAAACACUGUGAUGCCAAAUAACACAUACUAUAGAGUGAUUUCAUUAUUGAAACGUUAACAGUACAUGUAGCUCCUGAAAUGCCUUCACUGUGUCACAUUUGUACUCCCUGAAUCCUGAAUAUAAAGUGUGCACUUGAUGAAAGCGGUCAGAGUGGCUGCAGGGUUGAUUUUUCUCUC
Labrus bergylta (ballan wrasse) is the source of this 2957-nucleotide messenger RNA. RefSeq names its product angiotensin II receptor-associated protein (gene agtrap). Gene Ontology annotation, cellular component: plasma membrane. The record is from RefSeq and is a predicted model, not a curated record. Lineage: Eukaryota; Metazoa; Chordata; Actinopteri; Labriformes; Labridae. Gene Ontology annotation, biological process: angiotensin-activated signaling pathway; regulation of blood pressure.